Cladophialophora psammophila CBS 110553 is the source of this 1050-nucleotide messenger RNA. RefSeq lists its product as uncharacterized. The coding region runs from base 1 to 1050 and encodes 349 amino acids. Gene Ontology annotation, molecular function: ATP binding; protein kinase activity. Lineage: Eukaryota; Fungi; Ascomycota; Eurotiomycetes; Chaetothyriales; Herpotrichiellaceae. The transcript has a single exon. Gene Ontology annotation, biological process: protein phosphorylation. The record is from RefSeq and is a predicted model, not a curated record.
AUGUCCCGCAUCGGCGGCGUGUUGGGAGGGAGAGAAACGCAGCAUUUUGUGCAGCGAACAAUCGCACUUCGCAGUCUUCAGAAGACGCUAGAGCAAGAUCUCGAGAAACGAAUUGCUAGAUUUCAAAAAGAUUUCGCAGGAAAAAGCCUUGGCGGUUACCCUAUGCCAGCGAACCUCGAGAUUGAGGAAGGAACAGCCGGUGGCCGUAGCUGGGGAAAGGAUGGUGAUCGUCCGGUCAUGGUCGAAUGGAAGGACUACCGGGUGCUUCAAGGUCAGGAUGCCAUCCGCUUGAUGGGGCGGAACGAUAUUCUGGCAGAGAUGCUUCAUGCAACUCCGAAGCCUGAUGAAUUGAUGACGUUGCACUGUAAAGGGUACUUUGACGACAUUGCGAAUAAGAGAUAUGGCUUCGUCUUUGAGUCCCCUGCAUCGGGCUCCGAAGGUGUACUAUCUCUCAACAAGCUGUUGAACAAGCCACCCCCAGAACGAUUACCAACGCUUCAUCAACGAUAUCAGCUUGCUUACCAGCUGGCAAUGACACUCUCAAUCUUACUGACCAUUGGAUGGCUACACAAGGGCAUCAGGAGCCACAAUGUGCUUUUUGCUCACAAGGAAGGCGACACUCGAUGGAGUCGACCAUAUCUUUGUGGCUUCGCCUAUGCACGGCCAGACAAGCCAGACGAGUUUUCGGAAAAGCUCGAGCACAGUGAACGCUUCAACGUCUACAGACACCCCUUAGCUCAGGGACAGCCGCAAGAGGGCUACCACAAAGCCUUCGACAUCUAUAGCUUGGGCGUGCUUCUGUUUGAAAUUGCAACCUGGAGACCUGCCUUCUCUUUGUGGACUCAUGAUGCCACCCAGUUUCGAAGAGAGCUUUGUAAGGCAAGCAACCAGAAGCGGAUAGCACAUAGCAUGGGCAUCGAUUACCGGGAUGCCAUGCUGAAAUGUCUCGACGGAUCGUUUGAGGGCGAUGCAGCCUCAACUCCCAAAGCUUUCUUGCUAGAGAUAGUUGAAGCCCUCCGCCAGCAGUGCCCAGAGGCAGGAGCUUGGUAA